Pleurotus ostreatus (oyster mushroom) is the source of this 1596-nucleotide messenger RNA. RefSeq lists its product as uncharacterized. Gene Ontology annotation, molecular function: hydrolase activity, hydrolyzing O-glycosyl compounds. The record is from RefSeq and is a predicted model, not a curated record. Gene Ontology annotation, biological process: carbohydrate metabolic process. Bases 1 to 1596 code for a protein of 531 amino acids. The transcript is spliced from 9 exons. NCBI's taxonomy places the organism in Eukaryota, Fungi, Basidiomycota, Agaricomycetes, Agaricales, Pleurotaceae.
AUGAAAUCCCUGGUGUCGUGGCUACUCGUCACCCUCUGCAUAUUGGCGAAGCACGCCCUGGGAAACUCAAAUCCCAUCCUUCCUGGCUGGAACCCCGAUCCCACAAUCCUACGAGUUGAUGAUGACUAUUUUAUCUCGACUUCGACGUUCGAGUACUUUCCUGGGCACCCCAUUUAUCACAGCAAGAAUCUAGUGGAUUGGACUCUCGUUGGACAUGCCUUGAAUAGGCCGUCGCAGUUGCCCUUGUACGGGACUCCUUCUGAUGCUGGUUUGUGGGCACCAGGUCUGCGUCACCAUGACGGAGUAUUCUACCUCACGUCUACAGCUAGAUAUGUCUAUAGUUCAGAGCUGCGCCUCUUUCCUAGAUCAUUCUACGUCACCACCCGCGAUAUCUUCUCAAACAACUGGAGUGAUCCUGUGUAUUUCGAUGCUUUGGGAUAUGAUGCGGACCUAUUUUGGGACGUAAACGGUGAUGUCUAUAACACUUGGUCAGGCAUCAACAACGCCGUAGACAAAAUAUACGGAAUAUGGCAAAACAAAAUUGAUCUGUCAACAGGAAACUCACUGACGGAGGCAAAGUUGAUAUUCAACGGGACACUGCCAAAUGAUUCAGCCGCUCGUCCCGAAGGACCUCAUAUCUAUCACAUUAAUGGGACUUACUAUCUCCUCAUUGCAGAAGGGGGCACAGACGUCCAUCAUCGAGCGACCAUUCAACGGGGCCCAUCACCCUCUGGGCCCUGGGAGAACAAUCCAGACAACCCGAUUUUGUUCAACGGCGCCGACUUAAACAAUAGCGUGCAAAAUACAGGACAUGCAGACAUUGUGAAAGGUGCAGAUGGCCGAUGGUGGGGAGUUUCCCUCGGUGUACGUCCACAAAAUGGCAAUAUGAGUCACAUACAGCUAGGAAGGGAAACAUUCCUCUUCCCCGUAACCUGGGAGAAUGGAUGGCCUGUCUUUAACAAUGGCAAGCCCAUCACAGAGGAGCUGGAUGUCCAUCGCGCGCCUCAAACUGAUUGUUCUAAAGCCAGCUUUGUCCGUACUUUCACUUCCACUCACUCCCUUGACCCAACCUUCUACUUCCUCCGCACCCCAUACAAACCCUUUUACUCCCUAUCUGCCCGCCCAGGCUUCCUUCGCCUCUUCGCAAACUCGUAUGCACCAGGUGACAGAGACUCGCCUGCAAUGAUACUUCGCAAACAAUCGAGUUAUUCGGAAAGAUUCGAAGUGCAGAUGGACUUCACUCCGGGGACGGCGUUGAAUGAGGCGGGCGUGACUGUGUUUUAUGGAGAUUUGUUACACAGUGAAAUGGGAGUAAUGGGAGACGGCGGCGCGACUAGCGCAGGACGGAGGAUCAUUGUGCGCACGGCUGUCCAGGCGGAGCAAGUGGGUCCUUGGGCUCUGACAACCACCAAUGCGACAAUCAUCACGACUGAGUAUUUUCCUUUGCAAACGAAGGGCGUUUCGAUAAAACUCAAGGUGCUCACUUCGCCGACAUCAUACAUCUUCGGAUACUCAGAGAGCAACAAUUCGAGCUCGAACUUCUCAUUCAUUAAAAAAAUUGAUGCCUCUACGCUUUCGCUCCCAACUGCUGGGUAA